Henningerozyma blattae CBS 6284 is the source of this 660-nucleotide messenger RNA. RefSeq names its product E2 ubiquitin-conjugating protein UBC8 (gene UBC8). Gene Ontology annotation, biological process: ubiquitin-dependent protein catabolic process; protein polyubiquitination. The coding region runs from base 1 to 660 and encodes 219 amino acids. Gene Ontology annotation, molecular function: ubiquitin conjugating enzyme activity. The record is from RefSeq and is a predicted model, not a curated record. The transcript has 2 exons. NCBI's taxonomy places the organism in Eukaryota, Fungi, Ascomycota, Saccharomycetes, Saccharomycetales, Saccharomycetaceae. Gene Ontology annotation, cellular component: nucleus.
AUGAGUAACUCCAAGAGAAGAAUUGAAACAGACGUUAUGAAGUUACUGAUGAGUAACCAUGAUGUAGAGCUAGUUAAUGAUAACAUGCAAGAAUUUUUUAUAAAAUUUUUUGGUCCGGAUGAAACUCCUUAUGAAAAGGGGGUCUGGAGAUUGCAUGUGGAAUUACCGGACAAUUAUCCAUAUAAAUCACCAAGUAUUGGGUUUGUCAAUAAAAUAUUCCAUCCAAAUAUCGAUAUUGCAUCAGGAUCAAUCUGUUUAGAUGUUAUCAAUUCUACUUGGUCACCUUUAUAUGAUUUGAUCAAUAUUGUAGAAUGGAUGAUACCGGGUCUUUUAAAGGAGCCAAAUGGGACGGAUCCUUUAAAUAAUGAAGCUGCAGGACUACAAUUACGUGAUAAGAAAUUAUAUGAAGAAAAAAUUAAAGAAUAUAUCGAUAAAUAUGCUACUCCAGAGAAAUAUGAGAAACUGUUUGGACGUAAAGAAGAGGAGGAAGAUGAAGAGGAAGAUGAUGAUGAUGAUGAUGAUGAUGAUGAUGAUGAUGAUGAGGAAGGCAGGAAAAAUAAGGAUAAGAUAAGGGGAGACUUGAGCGAUUCAGAAUUGGAGGAAGGUGGGAUAAGCGAAGAGUUGAGUGAUAUUGACGUUAGUGAUGAUGACGAUGAUUAA